Messenger RNA from Yamadazyma tenuis ATCC 10573, 1661 nucleotides. RefSeq lists its product as uncharacterized. NCBI's taxonomy places the organism in Eukaryota, Fungi, Ascomycota, Pichiomycetes, Serinales, Debaryomycetaceae. Gene Ontology annotation, cellular component: i-AAA complex. Gene Ontology annotation, molecular function: misfolded protein binding. The record is from RefSeq and is a predicted model, not a curated record. Gene Ontology annotation, biological process: protein quality control for misfolded or incompletely synthesized proteins.
AGUUCCACCCAGACAAUGUUUCGAUUACCGUCACCUCGACAAUUGGCGCGGUUUGCCCGUUCAAAUCCCAUGAAACACUUCACCCCACGCCAACCCUUUGCGUUCCCGCCUUCCGCACCCCGCCGCUUCUCGCGUUCCUUUUCCUACAACUACUCACAACCAUUCAAUCCUCAUCACAAAAGAAACAGAUUCCUCUCUGUGCUAGCUGUUUUCACCGUGGCAACAGGCGCUUCCUACUACUUGUUCUGGCCACACCACACAUUCCCCAGCUCAGUCGCCAAAAUCCUUCGAAAAGGCCUUUGGGCAGAAUCAGAUAAAGGUGAUAAAGACUAUGCGCUUGCACUCAAACACUAUAUUGAAGCUCUUCAGGAGUGUGACAAGUUGGAACUCGACCGUCUCAGUGACGAAUACACCGGGAUCCAACUCAAGAUGGGCGAAAUGUACGAGCGGCUCGGAAUGAUUGAUGAGGCUAAUUUUCUCUACAACGAGAUUUCCACCAUGUACUUGAAGGUUCUCACCGAUAAGUCUGUCACCCUAUCCGAUCCCAGGCGAUACCAUCUUGUGCAAAAAGACUUGCGGGUAGUAGCAAAAUUAGUGCAGCUUAAUCGCACGAACCUCGGUCUCUGUAAGGCCAUUUUGAUCACCCAUGCCAUUCUCCCUAACAUCAUCAUCGACAACAAGCUCGGGCAGAAGUUGAGCCAGCUUUCGAUGGCAGACCUUGACUCGCCCGAAAGUGCUGGCCGCCUCCAAGCCGUGCGCUAUCUCCCAUUCCUUGACGAGUAUAUCAACAUGAUGGAUAUGCUUAUUGCCAUCAACAUCUCUCUUGGAGACUACAGCUACUCCAUCAACGUCAACUUGAACUUGAACAAACUUAUGUUACUUGUCAAAUAUGCUCCCGACAAGGUGCUCCUCAACCAGUGCAACUUGGGGCUGUUGUUGUACUUCCAGGGGGGAGUAUUUGAAGCGGAGAUGGUUAGUAUAUUGAAGAAGCACGGUUUGGACAUCAAGCACAAACGUCCUGACCAGUACGCCAACGGAACUGAGGUUCCGGAGGAGGAUAGGAUCAAGUUCAAUGCUCUCCAUCACAACUUUGCCCAAUGCGUGGCUUUGGCAUCUGAGGCAUACGAAAAUGUCACCAAGAUUGCCAAUAAUCUUACAAGAAACGUCCGGAUGGGCCAGGACUCUAAGGAUGAUGAAAAGGAGGAAACAGCGGUGGCCGAGUUGGUGGCGCUUGCAACGUACUCGCUCGGAGUGAUCCACCUUCAUUUGGGUAAUUAUUCUCAGCUGGAGCGGUUUCUUAGAGAGUCUCGUGUCAAGAGCAAGAGUUGUGAUUAUCAGGAUCUUCUCGGUGAGAUUGAGAGCGAGUUGGGCAAACUAUUUGCCGAGAAGAAGAGAUUGCAAACUAAUGAGGCCAGUAGAUAAUAGACUACAGAAGCCUCCAUCACCUGUAAAUGCAAGCAAGCUUAAAUUUUUCGAACCCCUGCUAAAAGGGCAUUGGUCCAUUUGGUAUGGUUGGCGUGUUAAGAUCCAUCCAAACCUUAAUAUGGCCAGGGCUACGGGUCAAGGCUGGAUAUUCCGCCUUAGAUCGACACAGGCCUAUUGGGGCAGAUCGCCUCCUGCCUACAACCCGCAUAUCCAUACAUAAAUGUACGUCUAGACUC